AGUCAGAGUGCCAAAAAGAGGUAACACACAUCCCCACUUGGCUAAGAACAAGACAGUAAAGCUUUAGAAGUGACUGGAGAGUCAUUGUGGUAGAAAUCUGUUAGCGAUAUAGUGCACAUUCUAGUGUUAAAAACUGAACUAUUUUUUUACUGUGGUGUGGUUUGGUUUUUUGAAUGAAAUAAUUAAUUAAUUUGAUUUAAUUUAGUGUGAGGGGAGGACGAGACGAAGAUGGAAGAACAGGACUUAAAAAAACUCGCCCCCUAGCCUCAGUCAUGCCCCCUGGGACUAAAAUGAAAAUCCCGAAAAAUGGUAGUCGAAACCCUGUUCAUAUCAACCGCCCUUAAAACCAUCGGAAUCGUCGGUUCAACCCUCUGGAUCAUCCCUCUGAUCUUCGCUGGAAUUUCCUACUACCACUACGACAAACUCGACCCGGAAUCGCCCAUAAUCAACCGAAGAACGCUCUACAAAGAGUACGACUUCGUAGUUGUAGGGGGCGGUUCAGCGGGGGCGGUUGUAGCCUCGCGCCUAUCCGAAAUCCCCUCUUGGAAUGUGCUCCUCCUGGAGGCCGGACCGGACGAAAAUGAGAUCUCGGACGUCCCCUCAUUGGCCGCUUAUCUCCAGCUGUCGAAACUCGAUUGGACGUAUAAGACGGAACCGACGGGGAGGGCGUGUCUUGGGAUGAACAAUGGGCGGUGCAAUUGGCCCAGAGGCAAGGUUUUGGGCGGGUCCAGUGUACUGAACUAUAUGCUGUACGUGCGGGGGAAUCGGCACGAUUACGACCAAUGGGAGGCCAUGGGGAACCAUGGUUGGAACUACGAAAAUGUUCUCCACUACUUCAAAAAAUCGGAAGAUAACAGGAACCCGUACUUGGCGCGUACCAAAUAUCACAACCAAGGGGGUUUAUUGACAGUUCAGGAGUCCCCAUGGAGGACCCCCUUAGUCCUGGCCUUCGUCCAGGCGGGUACUGAGCUAGGGUACCCCAACCGGGACAUAAAUGGUGCCGAACAGGCCGGUUUCAUGGUCGCCCAGGGUACCAUAAGACGUGGUUCCCGUUGUUCCACAGCCAAAGCCUUCCUCCGCCCCAUCAGACUCCGUAAAAACAUCCACAUCGCCUUAAACUCCCACGUGACUCGAGUCCUAAUCAACCCAUCAACCAUGCGGGCUUUCGGGGUCGAAUUCGUCCGAAACGGCCAUAAACAGAUCGUUUUGGCGCGAAAAGAAGUCAUAAUGAGCGCCGGCGCCAUCAACACUCCUCAAAUCCUCAUGCUAUCAGGCAUCGGUCCCCAGCCCCAGCUCUCCAAGUUCGGGAUCCCAGUCCUGAGGGACCUCCCCGUCGGGGAGAACCUCCAGGACCAUGUGGGCAUGGGCGGUUUCACGUUUCUAGUCGACAAACCCGUCUCCAUAGUCCAGGACCGCUUCCAGGCCUUCCCCAUGACCAUGCAGUACGUCAUGAACGCCAAAGGCCCCAUGACCACCCUCGGAGGGGUCGAAGGCCUGGCCUUCGUCAACACGAAAUACGGUAACCGUUCCUGGCCCGACGUCCAAUUCCACAUGGCACCUGCCAGUAUAAAUUCGGACGCCGGCGUCCGAGUCCGUAAAGUUUUAGGACUUACGGACCACCUCUACAACACGGUGUACCGCCCUAUCGCCAAUAAGGACGUCUUCACGCUUAUGCCCCUCCUCCUGAGGCCCAAAUCGCGCGGUUGGAUCCGCCUCCAAAGCAAAAAUCCCUUCGUGCCGCCUGUGAUCAACGCCAACUAUUUUGACGAUCCCAUUGAUAUUAAAGUACUAGUGGAGGGGGCAAAGAUGGCGAUUAAAAUCGGCGAAGCCCAAGCUUUUAAGCAGUUUGGGGCAAGAGUGCAUCGAAUCAAGUUUCCGAAUUGUCGGGAUUUUGAGUUUGGGAGUGAUGAGUAUUUGGAGUGCCAUAUAAGGACGAUUUCGAUGACGAUUUACCAUCCGGUGGGGACGUGCAAGAUGGGGCCGAGUUGGGAUAAGGAGGCUGUGGUUGAUCCCAGGUUGAAGGUCUAUGGAGUGGAGGGGUUGAGGGUGAUUGACGCCUCUAUCAUGCCGACCAUUCCGAGUGGGAAUACGAACGCACCGGCGAUUAUGGUGGGGGAAAAAGGGGCGGAUCUGGUCAAAGAGGAUUGGCUACAACGAUAGACUUUCGAAGUGAUAAUCUAAUUUAAUUCUAAUACAAUUAUUUAUGACGUUUCAUUCCCGUUCAUUCAUUUCACACGUGUGCUAUACGUAUGUUUUUUCUACAACUACCUCAAACAGUUUUUAGGAACAAUAAUAGCCUUGUGUUUUCACAAAUUACAUAUAGAAUUUUUUCUACCACCGUUUUAAUUGUAACCUUUUCCUAGGCCACAUAAAAAUUGUACUUUUUAAUAUAAGUUGUAGAGAAAUUUUCUCUUAUUUAAUGUUUGUUUUAAGUGCUAAAGUCUGGUCACGUCUUAGAUAAGUAUUAAAUUUUUCUUUUCGUGCCAAAUUAGGUAAUGACAGCGAUUAAACGUGAGACUAUGUCCAAAUUAUUAAUAACUGACUAACAAACGAGUUAUAAAAUUUUUCCACUGAUCGUUUACUUUUAUGGAAAAAAUUAAUGUGAAAAGUUUGAUUGUAAAAUGACGCGGAUUACUAAUGAUUAAUGAAUAAAUUCUCGCUAAUAAACAAUAAAAAGUUUUCCUGAUUAUUACUAAAUGUAAGCGAUUAAACGGAAAUAAGUAAUUUUUUAUAAAGUGCUCAAUCAAGUCUAUUUUUAUUUAAAUAGGUAUCAGUUUUAAUUGUAGUUUUAUUUUGACUUAGUAUAAAAUAAGUCAUUAAUUUAAGCGUAAUCGAUCGUAUAAAUAAUACUCCGUUAAUUGAUAAUUUAAUAACUUGCGACUUGUAAGCUGUGUAUAUUGUUAAAGUUGUAUUGUUGAUUAUUUAAUAAACUAGGAAAAAUUCUG
Messenger RNA from Tribolium castaneum (red flour beetle), 2945 nucleotides. RefSeq lists its product as uncharacterized. The transcript has 3 exons. The record is from RefSeq and is a predicted model, not a curated record. Bases 307 to 2160 code for a protein of 617 amino acids. Lineage: Eukaryota; Metazoa; Arthropoda; Insecta; Coleoptera; Tenebrionidae. Gene Ontology annotation, molecular function: flavin adenine dinucleotide binding; oxidoreductase activity, acting on CH-OH group of donors.